Molecule: messenger RNA, 6082 nt
Organism: Hemibagrus wyckioides
Lineage: Eukaryota; Metazoa; Chordata; Actinopteri; Siluriformes; Bagridae
Gene: jph1a
Product: junctophilin 1a
Exons: 6
Coding region: 218-2200 (660 amino acids)
Cellular component (GO): junctional membrane complex; plasma membrane; endoplasmic reticulum membrane
Source: RefSeq, a predicted model, not a curated record
ACACACACACACACUCUCCCACACACACGCACGCACGCACACACGCCCUCCAACCCUGCCAGCCGCCUCGCAUCCAUUUCACACUCUCCCGUUCAUGUUUAUUUGUUUAUGUUUAUUUAUUCUCCAUCCCGGAAAAUAAGAACACGCUGGAAAAGAAACGGAAAAAAAGAAGACAACAACAACAACAACAAAAAAAAGGAUUAUUAUUUAGUUCUGAAUGACGGGCGGCCGGUUCGACUUCAACGAUGGCGGCACUUACUGCGGCGGCUGGGAGGGAGGGAAAGCGCACGGGCACGGCGUGUGCACGGGGCCGCGCGGCCAGGGCGAGUACAGCGGCGCGUGGUCUUACGGCUUUGAGAUAGUCGGUGUGUAUACAUGGCCCAGCGGUAACACGUACCGGGGCUACUGGGCGCACGGCAAGCGGCACGGGCUCGGCGUAGAGCGCAAAGGACGCUGGGAGUACCGAGGUGAGUGGAGUCACGGGUUCAAGGGCCGUUACGGAGUCCGCCAGACCCGGGAGUCACCUGCCAGGUAUGAUGGCACCUGGAAUAACGGACUGCAAGACGGAUACGGGGUGGAAACCUACGAGGAUGGGGGUACAUAUCAGGGUCAGUGGAUGGGUGGGAUGCGUCAUGGUUACGGCGUGAGACAGAGCGUCCCGUACGGCAUGGCCAUGACCAUUCGCUCCCCUUUGCGAACUUCUUUAUCAUCUCUACGAAGCAUGCAGAGCAACGGUGCUGUGCUGCUGCAGGAUGAGGCGUCCAACGUGCCAGCCAACACACGAGGUGGCUUCGUCUUAAAUGUCUACGGUGAGAAGAAAAAACAGCCUUUGGUCCGGCGUGGGUCGUUGUUCGGGAGCCUUCGUCAGCUCAGGAAAUCCGAAUCGAAGAGUUCGAUUUCAAGCAAACGUAGCUCAACACGUAGUUCCGCCAUGAGCCGAAUCAGCUCAAGCGACGCCGAGGACGAGGAGAAGACGGACACAGAGGACAAUGUAGACACCGAGGAGAAAAUGGACGCCACAGUCACCGAGUCCUAUGCAGGCGAGUGGAAAAAUGACAAGAGAAGUGGUUUCGGCGUGAGCGAACGCUCUGACGGCACCAAAUACGAAGGGGAGUGGUUGAUGAACAAGCGGCACGGAUACGGCUGCACCAUUUUUCAGGACGGAACCCGGGAAGAAGGGAAGUACAAAAAUAACGUACUGGUCCGAGGGAUAAAGAAGCAGCUCAUUCCACUGAAAAAUCCCAAAACCAAAGAGAAAGUGGACAGAGCCGUGGAGGGAGCGAAAAGAGCAGCCAACAUCGCCAGAAGCAAAGUGGAAAUCGCCCUCUCAAGGACAGCCCAUGCCAGAACAAAGAGUGAAUCAGCAGACCAGGCUGCACUUGCUGCUGACCAGGAGUCAGAACUUGCAAGGUCUAUAGCAACAGAAUUAGCUCCUGACUUCCAGCAACCAGGCCUUGAGUACAUCAAGCAAAACUUCACAGAGCAUGUGGAGGAAGUUAAAGACGCUCCACCACAGGAGGAGACGAAGAAGGAGGAGAAAGAGCAGUCUGUAUCAGGCAGUCCUUUUUAUCGCCGCGGCACGACUCCAUCACACUCGCCUGCCCAAAGCCCGUCUCCCUCACCACCGUUAUCACCAACAAAGAAAAACCAACAAGCAAGUACCGGUGUGACACGAAAGAUUAGUAAAGAGAGCGCUACGGCAACCCGCAAAAUUAGCAAAGACAAUAGCGCUAUGUCCCAUAAGGUUAGCAAAGAUGAAAGAGCCACCAUUGUAGCUGAAAUGAGCAAAGUUCCUACACUCAAAGUUCAAGAUACUGCACCACCAAAGCCGCCCAAGCUCAACGAACCAUCGGUAAACGGCCAAUUACACACUGCUUAUCAUAGCUAUUACGUGAAAACUCAGAAGAACAUCCCUCCACCAGAAGAACCGGAGGAGGAAGAGCCGGAAAUGACACAGUCCAGUUUAGCUCGAAUGCCACCACCUCCGAAGCAGGUCCUGACACCCACGCCAAAACUAGAGACAAAGCUCAGGAAACAAGAUAGUAUAAAACCAAAGAGUCUCGCAGAAACCAAGAAAGCCAGCAUGGAGCUCACAAAUGAUGUGUUAGAAGAUGAUACGGGUCUGAAUUCUAUUUUAGUUGCCAUGGUGAUGCUCUUGAAUAUUGGAUUGGCCAUCAUUUUUGUACACUUUUUGACAUGAUUGCGCUGUGUUUCAGUCAUGGAAAUAACACAGUGUUACAUUAAACUGGCGCUGGUCCUUGGCCGUGGGAGCAACAGAGGAAGUUUUUUGGAAAAUAAGAACGCCUUCGGAGGACGACGUAACAUUUCACGGCUCAUUUAGCCGUGUGAAAGACUGACUGUUCAAAAUAAAAAAAAUAAUAAAAAAAGAGAGAAAGAAAGAAAUGCAACAAGAAAAAAAAGGAGAGAUGUGUGCGUGAGAAAGAGUUUAGGGUGUGCUGAGCCGAGCUGGUCGAUCUGUGUGGAAACGUACGGUGCACUUUUACAUGACGGGCACAGACAGCUGCCUCGUUUCUUUCCCGUCUGACGUGUCGGGUUCGGAGAUUUAUGCUCAGUGCCAGAGGAAUGUGUUCAGUGGACUUUCCACGCUGGUCAGAGAAAAACGAACAGCACCACAGCCUCCAUCGCCAGUCUUAUAACAUUACAUAAGCAUCACUGUUACUACGGCUAGGCAUGUGCUCCAUAUAAUCACAGAUUUAAAAAAUAUUGCUAUGACUAUUUAAUCACACCUUAUUAUUUAUCAGCGUGUAUUCUCCAUCCUUUACCCAAGUAUUCCACCUUAAAAAAAUAUAAUAAUAAUAAUAAUAAAAAUAAAAUUGUUAAUAUUUACUGAUUAUUGAAAUAUUAAAUAUUAUUAUUAAAUAUUAAAAUAUUAUUUUAACUGAUUAUCAGCACAUGUCUAUCUGUAGGAACGGGCCCCAUUUCAUUCGUUUUUUUUCUCUGUUCUCCUCCAUCGCAGAUGUAUUUUACUUCUCCCUAGUUUUUUUGUGAAACUUUUCGAAAAGAAGUUCUGGUAGUAAAAUGUGCAAUAUGAUUGAUUAUUUUAUUUUUUCAAAAUGAUAUAUCCCACCAUCCAAAGCUAGCGGCUCGCUUUGUUCCACUGAGAACCACGAUUAAAGACGGAGAGGACUGCCUACUGUAAUACGACUCGCCAUGCGCACAGCCACAUGGGUGAAUAUUGUUUACUAAAAUGUAAAGGAGGUGAAAAUGUUUAUGCUGUAUGUAUUUGUGAAUCGAGCGUUGCUCAUCGUGCAUGCAGUUUCUUUGAUUUGGUGCGUUCACGUUCAGGCAAAUGACUAGGCACGUGCCGAUAAUCGGCGAAAACAUUUGAUCACGGCUUACACGGUAUUCAAAAAUAAUCACAACUCCAGUUUAUAUCGUCCUUCUGAAUGAGGAGUUUUAUUAUUUGUUGUUCAGUAAUGAUUGGGAACAAAUCGAAUCAAUUCGGCUCAUAUCGGAUGCAUCAAAUAUCGGAUCGUUGCCUUAUGAAUCGAAAUUGUUCCUCAGAUUUUUGUUUCGUUUUGUUCGAUUGUUUAUUCUCUUUUUUACACCAUUCACACAAAUAUAAAAGGCAACCUUAAAAAAAAACGUAUGAAAUAAAAUAGGGACAUAUCCAAAUGUCUGAAACAAAGUAUCAGCACUUCUAUUGACGCUGUUCUAAUAAUAAUAAUAUCGGAUUGUAUCAUAUAACCGAUUAUUGGCACAUGCCUACAAGUGAGCAGUGAGAAGUAGAUGAAAAAUUAUUUUUAGUAAUGUUUUAGGUUAAAAAAAAAAAUAAAGGUCUGAGCUUUGUUUGCAUGUUAGAAAACAAAAUAUUCAAAAUUCUCUGUUUGGUGUUGAAUUAACCCCUUCAGACCUGCUGUAUUAAUUACAAGACAUUGUUGCCAAUCUAAGAUUUCACACUUUUUAGAAAUAUUUUUAAUGGUAUUAAACAGCCGAAACAUGUUUACUACAAACGAUGACAUUUUCUUACUAUUGUCUUAGUUGCUACAUCCCUUCAGAAUGAUGAUCCGGUGAUGCUUACUGGGGCAAGGUUCACUGAGAUAUAAUAAUCCAUGGAGUUGGAUUGAUGCAUUGAGACUGAUUAUUUAGUGUAGCUGCUCUGUAAAAAUAAUUCAGAUUUAUACACUGAUUUUAUCAUCCAGACAGAUGAAUGGCCCUUUUACAUUUUCUCCCCAAUUGGGACAUUAAGUCCCACCCACUACUACACCAGCAGCCAAUAGGAAGGGUGAAGGCUAACACAUGAUAUCUCUGAAACACAUAAAGCCAGCUAAGAGCAUGUUUUUAACUACUGUGCAUGGGAUCUCCCAGCAUAACACUCUCGUAGGAGAGAGCUGUCAGCCCUCUUCCGCAUAUUGACCUCACAGACGUUCCUGAUUGGCUAGUGUCGCUGUUGAUCAUCUUCUGUUACAAAUUCAAGGUGGUAAUGAUUGUGAACAAAAUUCAUUGAUUGUAAUCGAAUCGAAUCGAUUCAUCAAAUAUUGAAUCGUUCUCUUAUGAAGUGGAAUCGUAUCGUAUCGUGUGUACGCCUGGGAGUUCGCACCUUUAUUACCCACUAAAUAAUCCGCUUUUCUACAUUUUCGAAAUGAAACUUCAUGAGUCGUGUAAUGGCCACAUGGUGUGAAGGGGUUAAUUCAUGUAGGUGAUACAUUGAACAGCAGAUGUGUUGAGUCUUUAACUACUGUUUACCUCAGAGGAAUGCAAAAGAAGAAAAAAGGGAAAAAAAGAAGAAAAAAAAAAAGAAACAGGUCUUGUCUUAAUUCUUUAGUAAGGGAACACUACAUUGUGCCAUUGUUUUGCUUCAUUAUUGCUGGCACAGAGUGGUGAUUUGAUUGGACUUUGCAUUUAUCAUUUCAUAGACGAACGUAUUUAUUCUAUAAUUCGCAGUGCAUCCGUAUUCAAGACACGACUGAAAAAAGGGCUUACAUAGGCUAGGCUUCCUUUUUAUUACCGCUUCGCCGUAAUUUAUUUCAAACACGCUAUGUAGUACCAUUAAGUCCGAUAUCUGACCGCGGCUGUCUGCUGAGACGUACAUGUGCUACAGUCCAAUCCAAGUGCACCGCCAAACAUAUCUGCAGUUUUACUCAGUUGAGUCUGGAGAAUCGAGAUCUUUCGAGCUUUAUUCUACAUCAUCUAUUCUGUGUAUGCAACGUUUGUUACUUUACUCACUAGCUUCUCAGAUUAGGCAAAAAUGCAGUGCAGGGAUAUUGAAUAAAAUAAUGUGCCUGAAUAUUAUUGAUCAUGAUGAAUAGUACCAUUGAUGAUAAACCUAUAUAAAUAUAGCUUUAUCUAUAUAUUUAUAGCAGAUAUAUAUAUAGGAGGUGAAUUAUAUAUAUAUAUAUAAUUAAUUAUAUAUAUAAUUCUAUUGUAUAAUAUAAAUUCUGUUAUAAAAAAUUAAAAAAAAGUUUACAAAAAAUAUAAAAAUAAUGACUAUACUAAAUUUUCAGACUACAUAUGUACAGAAAAGAAAAAAAUAAACUAUUUUUAUGGUGUUUUACAUAUCGAAAUCAAGCAUUACGUGGUAUCUAUUUUGCCGUUUUAUUUUUUUUUUUAAAUCAUCUUUUUUUUUUUGUGAGUAUGUGUCAUGCUGCAAAUCUAUUGCAAUGUAUAUGGCCUCUGUUCAUGUUUUCCCAGUCGAUUUAUUAUUUUACAGACUAAUCAAAAAGGGCAGAAUUAUUUUUCUAAAAGGAACAGCUAUUGCACAAAAGAAAACAAUUUAUAAACAACAGUUUUACUCUUUUUACAAAGCCUAGUCCGUAACCCACGUUGGUAUUUUUCUAACGUUUUGCACAUUUAUUUUAGGGGUGAAUGACUUGAUAAAUAAUCAGUUGUGUCACACAAUUCUGAUAAUAAUAAUAAUAAUAAAAACAUAAACAUUUGUGAUUCAACUGAUUAAUAAUACAAUAAUGCAAGGAGCCUUGACUGUAGGUAUAUUCUACCACUGGAAGAGCAGAAAGGGACGACUUUAGGCAUUUGAAGCAUAUUUGAAGCCCCAGUGACGUUUGUACUCUGGAGAAUGUAAAGAAAUGAUCUGUGUAUAACAAUAAAAAUGUUAUGCAUCAAA